Molecule: messenger RNA, 1380 nt
Organism: Arvicola amphibius (Eurasian water vole)
Lineage: Eukaryota; Metazoa; Chordata; Mammalia; Rodentia; Cricetidae
Gene: Hormad2
Product: HORMA domain containing 2
Exons: 12
Coding region: 1-1380 (459 amino acids)
Source: RefSeq, a predicted model, not a curated record
AUGGGGCAAAGUCCAGGAGAAAUCAGAUAUGAGCAUCCAGCUGCUGUUCCCAGAGAGAGUACGUCUCUCAGCAAUGCAUACAAAGUGCCAGCCAUGAAGGAGGAGGCUCUCACGAGCUCCAGGGUCCAGGGCUUUUAUCUUGUAACUAGUAAAGUCCAGGAGCCCCUGGGAACAAGGGGACUCCUGGUGGCAACUACCUACCUAUCUGCAGUACUGCGUGUAGACACCAGAGGGAGCCAGAAGCUCAGAUUUGCAGAACCCCCUCCACAGCGGGUAUGGGUACACACAGAGAAGCUCCAGAGAAAACAAGAGAGGCACAAGGAGCCUCUACCUGGGCCGACAGUGGAAGUCUCUCCCCCUUUCUCACUAAGCUCUAAACUUCCCAGCCCAGGGUCUGAGUCGUCCUCUCCCACGUCCCCACAGCUAAUCAGCCAGCUUGCAGAGGAAGGACACAUGACAGUACCAGCAGCAGGACUGGAGGCUAAGGUGAUGACAGCCAUCCUGAUGAAGAGCACAAUUUUCCCAGCCCAAAUCACUAAUGAACAUGAGUCACUGAUAAUGGUGAAGAAACUUUUUGUUACUUCCAUCUCAUGUAUAACAUAUUUGAGGGGCCUGUUCCCAGAGAGCUCUUAUAGAGAUCGCCAUCUGGAUGACCUCAGUUUAAAAAUUCUCCGGGAAGACAAAAAGUGCCCUGGGUCAUUACAUAUUAUUAAAUGGAUUCAAGGUUGUUUUGAUGCUUUGGAAAAGAGAUACCUUCACAUGGCAGUGCUAACACUGUACACAAAUCCCAAGGAACCUGAGAAAGUAACUGAGAUAUACCAAUUCAAAUUCAAAUAUACAGAAAAGGGAACCACUAUGGACUUUGACAGUAGUAGUACAAGCUUCGAAAGUGGGACAAACAGUGAUGAUAUUAAGAAGGCCUGUUCCCUACUAAUCCGUCAAUUGUAUAUACUGAUGCAGAACCUUGGACCCCUUCCUAAUGAUGUUAUACUUACCAUGAGACUCCAUUAUUAUAAUUCAGUGACACCAUAUGAUUACCAACCCCCUGGUUUUAAAGAAGGGGGUAACUCACACUUCCUGCUGUUUGAUGGGGAGCCUGUGAGCCUUCGCAUGGGCUCAGUCUCCUCUGGCUUUCACAGCAUGAAAGUAAAAGUUACAACCGAGGCCACCAGAAUGCUUGAUGGGGAGAACAGUCCCACUCAGGAGAAUGGCACUACCGAGAUAGCCCAUCAGGGUCUUGACUGUGAUGAGGAAGAAGAGGACGGCAGCAACCAAAUUCAAAGAGUGAAUUUUGUGCACAUUGAGUCAAGUUUUGAAAGCUCCGGGAAGAAGAGGAAGGUCAGUGAGCCAGUGAAAAUCCUCAUCCCUAAAAGAAAAUGA